UUAAGCUGCAAAACAUGAUUAUUUUUUCUGCCAUUUGUUGACUUCGUUGUGUAAAGACUUGAAUUAAGUAACUAAAUACAUUUUUAAAAUACUUUAGUUUCCUCCUGUACCUGGAACUUGGAAAAUAAUUAAAGGUACAAACAUGUCUAGUGCAGCAAAUUUAGCUCUUCUCCAGAGUCAAAUCCAGUCAACUGCUGGAGCUAUUCCAGUUUUAAAUGAAAAGGGCGAAGUGUCUAUGCAAAAAGUAAAGGUCUUCAGAUAUGUAUCUGGAAGAAGACCAAAAUAUGCUCCUGAAGAGAGCAGUGAAGAAGAAAGUGAUGAUGAAUUUCCUUUUGAAAAAAAGCAACUUGCUGCUGUUCCUGAACUCCCUAUCGUUGAUGAUGAAGAAGCUCUAAAACAAGAUCCCAGGUUGCGUCGUUUAUUAAAGCGAGACCAAGAGGAAGAUGAUGAAGAAGACAGAAUUGAAAGGCAUCGUCACAUUCAUGAACCUGUUGCUACAGAAGAAGUAAGUGAAGGGGAAGAGGCAGAAGGAAGACCUAGGAGGUGGCGUGAAGAAGAAGAAAGUAGUGAUGAGGAAGAAUUAGAUGAAGAUGAAAUUGAAAGAAGAAGAUUAAUGUUGAAAAAGAAGGCUCAAGAAAAAGUGCAAGAAGAAGAAGAGUUAUUGGAUUUAGAAGAUGAUGAAAACAAAUCUGAGCCAGAACAGUCAGAAGAAUCAGAAUAUGAAGAAUAUUCAGAUUCUGAGGAAGAGACAGAAAGGAAGCUACUAAAACCAGUUUUUGUUAGAAAGAAAGAUCGUAUUACAGUGCAAGACAAAGAACUGCAAGCUCAGAAAGAAAAAGAACAAGAAUUAUUGGCUAAAAAGCAAGUUGAUGAACGAAGGCGACAGACACUUAAGAUGGUUGAAGAAGAAGCCAAAAAAGAACUUAUGGAACAGCAAGAAGUCCAGAAUCCAUCCGAUUUAGUUAACACAGAUGACGAAAAUGACGAAGCUGCAUACGAAUCUUGGAAACUUCGUGAGUUGAAGCGCAUAAAACGUGACAAAGAUGUAAAAGAAGCAUAUGAAAAGGACAGAAUGGAAAUAGAGAGACUGCAUAAUAUGACUGAGGAAGAAAGACGUGCAGAACAGAGAGCUAAUCCUCGUAUAGUGACAAACAAAGCUGCUAAAGGGAAAUACAAAUUUUUGCAGAAAUACUAUCAUCGUGGUGUAUUUUUCUUGGAUAAUGAUGAUGAAAUAUAUCGAAGAGAUUUCUCUGCUCCAACCCUUGAAGAUCAUUUUGAUAAAACCAUUCUUCCUAAAGUCAUGCAGGUUAAAAACUUUGGACGAUCUGGACGAACCAAAUAUACUCACUUGGUUGAUCAAGAUACAACUAUAUUUGAUUCACCAUGGAUGGCUGAAACUGCUCAGAAUAUCAAAUUCCACCAUAAUCAAGCUGGUGGCAUGAAGCAAGUUUUUGACCGUCCAUCAGCAAAAAAAAGGAAGAAGUAAAUUUAUAUUUUAUUCUUGUGGCCUUGUAUAUACUGAAGCUGGACUUUAUUAUUAUUGUAAAUAAAUAUUAAGCCCUUUAUAAGACUUUCUGUAUUUCUUCUUUUCAUAUUUAGAUUAAAAUGUACAUAUAAUUUCAUUCAAUAAAAUGAGUUAUUUUAUUUGUUCA
Molecule: messenger RNA, 1652 nt
Organism: Stegodyphus dumicola
Lineage: Eukaryota; Metazoa; Arthropoda; Arachnida; Araneae; Eresidae
Gene: Mfap1
Product: Microfibril-associated protein 1
Source: RefSeq, a predicted model, not a curated record